Zophobas morio is the source of this 1065-nucleotide messenger RNA. RefSeq lists its product as uncharacterized. Gene Ontology annotation, molecular function: sphingomyelin phosphodiesterase activity. The transcript is spliced from 6 exons. The coding region runs from base 121 to 1065 and encodes 314 amino acids. The record is from RefSeq and is a predicted model, not a curated record. Lineage: Eukaryota; Metazoa; Arthropoda; Insecta; Coleoptera; Tenebrionidae.
ACUUACUAGACAAAAAUCUAUUGAAUAUUACUCCUAAGCUUUGAAUUAGCUUAAGUAUUCCCGUCUAAAAAGUAAUCCUUUCUUCUAGCUUUUUAUAGAGGGAAUUAUUUAAAAGGUUUAAUGCCCAAAAUUACAAUCUAUUCUUGGAACACUUGGGGCAUUCCUUUUGCUAAUCCCAAGGCUUUAACUCAACCUGCUCAGUGCGCUGAUGAGUUAAGUAAGAUCUUAAUUAACGAAGGGAAAGAAAAUAAGGAAGAUUUAAUUGUAGAGUGUUGGUCUUGGCGUGCUGGUGUGGGAUAUUUCUUUAUUUUCCUUGCACGACUUUUGGAACCCCUUUUUGGAAGACUUUGCACAUUUCCUUUACUCAGCCUGUCAUUACUACUAUCUCUUGUGAUCCCUAUUCCACGAUUUCUUGUGUAUAACACUACGCGAUAUUUUGUGAAGGCGCUGCAAGAAAUUUUUCCUCACAACACUAGUACAAGAGUUAGGACGCUUUCUUUCUGGCGCCUUCUCGAUUCUGGACUACUAACGUUUUCCUCCAAACCAAUUAUUUCCUGCGGAUUCCAGCCUUAUAAAUCCAGCGGUGGGGAGGAUAUUUUUGCUAAUAAAGGAUUCAUAUGGGCACUUAUAGCAAGCGAUGAGGGCCCAGUAAUAGUCAUAAACACGCACAUGCAAGCCAGCGGCCACGUCGUUCAAACACAGCAAGUUAAAGAAAUUGGGAUUUGGUUGGAUAAUAGCGUCCCUUCUCUUUUUGAAAGACCCGUUGAGCAUAUUUUCAUUGCUGGCGAUCUCAACAUGGAUCACGCGAGCUUACAGAAUUCACAGUGGUCGGAAGUAACUAAAUGCUUUUAUCAGACGAUCAUUAUAAAUGAUCCGACCCCGACUUGCUGCGAUGUGUGUCUGGACCACGUGGCUUAUGCGGGCAAAUAUAAAAAUAUUCUUUUGCAAAAUAGCAGCGAGUUACUGAAUUCCACUUGCAUUUUGUCAGAAAAUAAAAUUCUGGAGUCGAAAAUUUCGGAUCAUCACAUUCAAAAAGUUUCCAUAAUAAAAACUAACUUAAAUUAA